CCAACCUUUCCUACUUUCUAGGCGCUCGACUAUGACUGCCACGUGCAGCAACAGGACAUCCCACAAGCCAUACAAUUGCUCGGCGAGAUGAACAGCAAUGUGAAACAAGUCACCGAUCUUGUCGAAAGCAUGUUGCAACGCGUCAAACGUGGCGAACUAACCACAGAAUACGGCUUGAGUUUUCUCGAAGUCAAAUAUCACAUGUUGCUCGACUAUUUGAUAAAUCUAACUUAUGUAGUGUUACGCAAAUGCUCCGGCGAAACCAUCGAAGGUGAUCCAUCCAUUGAACGAUUAAUCGAAAUACGCACAGUUUUGGAGAAAAUACGACCAAUCGAUCAUAAGUUGCGCUAUCAGAUCGAUAAGCUGGUGAAGACAGCCACCACCGGCGUAUCGAGUAGUACCGAUCCGAUUUUGUAUAAGCCCAAUCCAGAUAAUAUGCUAACAAAUGCUGGCGGUGAUGAAGAUGCCGAUGAGGAUGAUGAAGACGCAAGCGAAAAUUCGGCAUCCGAAAGCGAUGGCGAUGAUGAGGAAGGCGAGGCUGGCGUGAAGAAACCCAAAAAGGGCGCUACAGCUGGUAAAACUGGUAUUUAUGUGCCGCCCAAAAUUAAGCCAGUCUACUAUGAUGGCGAUGAGAAAUCUGCGGAUAAGGAUAAGAAAAUGAUAGAGCGCGCCAAGAAGCGUGCCAUCACCGCCUCAAUGUUGCAAGAUUUGAAGGAAGAAUAUCUCGACGCACCUACCGAACUAUCAUCCGGGUCACGCGCCCAACAACUGCUCUCCAAACAACAGAAAGAGAAACAAGAAUAUGAGGAGACCUAUUUGACACGUCUGCCGGUGACCAAAGCGGAAAAGCAUCGCCAACGCAAGUUGACCACUCUAGCCACACUCGGCGAUGAGAUACUCGGCGAAAUUAGCCGCGAUCCGGCGUUGCGUGGUGAGGGUUCCAGUGGUGGCAGUAAAAAACGUAAAUUGAAGGGCAAAGGUAAAAAGCGUGGUGGCAAGAAGCGGAAGUUCCAUUAAAGCAAAGAGCACGUAAGAUCAACGCGCGCGUAUAUGUAUAAGAGCAGAAUAACAUAAACGAGCACACUUAUAUUGUAUGAGAAGCGUAAAAUUAAGCAAGUAAAAGCAAACAACAACAAAAAUGAAAAAAAAAA
Messenger RNA from Bactrocera dorsalis (oriental fruit fly), 1151 nucleotides. RefSeq names its product neuroguidin. NCBI's taxonomy places the organism in Eukaryota, Metazoa, Arthropoda, Insecta, Diptera, Tephritidae. Gene Ontology annotation, biological process: maturation of SSU-rRNA from tricistronic rRNA transcript (SSU-rRNA, 5.8S rRNA, LSU-rRNA). Bases 88 to 1017 code for a protein of 309 amino acids. The transcript is spliced from 4 exons. The record is from RefSeq and is a predicted model, not a curated record. Gene Ontology annotation, cellular component: small-subunit processome; nucleolus.